This is a messenger RNA of Cucurbitaria berberidis CBS 394.84, 430 nucleotides long. RefSeq lists its product as uncharacterized. The transcript has a single exon. The record is from RefSeq and is a predicted model, not a curated record. Lineage: Eukaryota; Fungi; Ascomycota; Dothideomycetes; Pleosporales; Cucurbitariaceae. The coding region runs from base 20 to 388 and encodes 122 amino acids.
CUUAGACAUCACGCAGCACAUGACGUUCCCCGCGACCCAGAACCCCUGGCCAGUGCGCUACAAGCUCGUCAGCGCGACCUACCAUAUCGGCAAUACGGUCAAGUUUGGUCACUACGCAGCAGGCGUCACUGGACCAAAACUCCCACGCACAGAAUCUACGCCCCAGUAUCACUGCAACGAUACCGCAAUUAGGGACUGGACCGAUGGUGCGCAUCCGAAUGUCAUUUCCAUGAAUCCUGCGGUCUGUGGUGAUCAGAAAGAUUGUGAUGUUAGCAUACUUUUCUAUACCAGGAUACCGCGUGAGAGAGGGAAGCUGAUGCCGUAUGCUGGGGAGACGAUUGCGGAUCGGCUGAGGAAUGGAACACUAAGCCGUCGAUGUAGAAAGUAGAAAGUAUUGGGUCCGAAAAGGUCUCGAAACUCAAAGGCGGAU